Molecule: messenger RNA, 5435 nt
Organism: Rhea pennata
Lineage: Eukaryota; Metazoa; Chordata; Aves; Rheiformes; Rheidae
Gene: KLHL17
Product: kelch like family member 17
Exons: 12
Coding region: 119-1891 (590 amino acids)
Molecular function (GO): protein binding
Source: RefSeq, a predicted model, not a curated record
CCGGCUCCGGCUCCGGCGGCAGCGCCAGCGGCAGCGGCAGCGGCAGCGCAGCGGCGCCCGCAGCAUCGCCGAGCCUGACGCCGAGAAGGGAGAGCCCACUGCCUGCCCACCCGUGGCCAUGGAAGGUGGCGUGCAGCUCCUCAACCGUGAUGGUCACAGCAUUUCCCACAACUCCAAGCGGCACUAUCAUGAUGCCUUUGUGUGCAUGAACCGCAUGCGGCAGCGGGGGCUGCUCUGCGACAUCGUGCUCCAUGUGGGUACCAAGGAGAUCAAGGCCCACAAGGUGGUGCUGGCGUCCUGCAGCCCGUACUUCCACGCCAUGUUCACAAAUGAGAUGAGUGAGAGCCGCCAGACCCAUGUGACGCUACACGAUAUUGACCCACAGGCUUUGGAGCAGUUGGUGCAAUACGCUUACACAGCCGAGAUUGUGGUGGGCGAGGGGAAUGUGCAGACUCUCCUUCCUGCUGCCAGCCUGCUUCAGCUCAAUGGUGUGCGGGAUGCUUGCUGCAAGUUCCUACUCAGCCAGCUUGACCCAUCCAACUGCCUAGGCAUCCGGGGUUUUGCUGACACACACUCCUGCAGUGACCUCCUCAAGUCUGCGCACAAGUAUGUCCUCCAACACUUCGUGGAGGUGUCCAAGACAGAGGAGUUCAUGUUGCUGCCUCUCAAACAGGUGCUGGACCUCAUUUCUAGUGAUAGCCUCAAUGUGCCAUCAGAAGAGGAGGUGUAUCGGGCUGUGCUCAGCUGGGUCAAGCAUGAUGUGGACAGCAGAAGACAGCAUGUCCCCAGGCUCAUGAAGUGUGUGCGACUGCCCUUGCUGAGCCGGGACUUCCUCAUGAGCAAUGUGGACACAGAAUUGCUGGUGCGGCACCACUCGGAGUGCAAGGAUCUGUUGAUUGAAGCCCUCAAGUAUCACCUCAUGCCAGAGCAGAGAGGGGUCCUUAGCAACAGCAGGACAAGGCCACGGCGCUGUGAGGGGGCCAGCACCGUUCUCUUUGCUGUAGGUGGGGGGAGCCUAUUUGCCAUCCACGGGGACUGUGAGGCUUAUGACACGCGGACGGACCGGUGGCAUAUGGUGGCCUCCAUGUCGACUCGCAGGGCCAGAGUGGGCGUUGCUGCCAUUGGGAACAAGCUGUAUGCUGUGGGCGGUUAUGAUGGAACAUCUGACUUGGCCACAGUGGAAUCCUAUGACCCUGUCACCAACUCCUGGCAGCCUGAGGUGUCCAUGGGCACCAGGAGGAGCUGCUUGGGUGUAGCAGCACUUCACGGGCUUCUCUAUGCUGCUGGGGGGUAUGAUGGGGCCUCGUGCCUGAACAGUGCAGAGCGAUAUGACCCUCUGACAGGCACUUGGACAUCCAUCGCUGCCAUGAGCACCCGGAGACGCUAUGUCCGUGUGGCAACACUAGAUGGCAACCUCUAUGCUGUUGGAGGAUACGACAGCUCGUCCCACUUAGCCACAGUAGAAAAGUAUGAGCCCCAGAUCAACACCUGGACACCCAUUGCCAACAUGCUAAGUCGCCGGAGCAGUGCAGGAGUGGCUGUGCUAGAGGGGAUGCUCUAUGUGGCUGGUGGCAAUGAUGGGACCAGCUGCCUUAACUCUGUUGAGCGCUACAACCCCAAAACCAACACAUGGGAGAGCGUGGCACCCAUGAAUAUCCGUAGGAGCACCCAUGACCUGGUGGCCAUGGACGGGUGGCUGUACGCAGUGGGUGGCAAUGAUGGGAGCUCCAGCCUGAACUCCAUCGAGAAGUACAACCCCCGCACCAACAAGUGGGUGGCAGCUUCGUGCAUGUUCACGCGCCGGAGCAGCGUGGGGGUGGCUGUGCUGGAACUGCUCAACUUCCCUCCCCCUUCUUCGCCCACCCUAUCGGUGUCUUCGACGAGUCUUUGACAAAGAAUCAGGGCCUGCUUUAUCUCAAGGGGACAGGGGUGCCUGGCAGAGUGCCAGGCCAGUGUGGCCUGCCUCACGGGGCAGUCAGUCACUGUAGGAGGGAAGCAAAGGUACUGACUGCUGCCUCCAACCUCAGCACUCCUGUGAGCCCCAGGGGGCCAUCCCCGCUCUUGGUGCACACAUCGGUUCAGCACGACAACGGUGGUUAGAAAUGCGCUUCCUGUAUGAGGGCCCUUCUCCCAACUGAUGGGGAAAGGGGGUGCUCUCAGCUCCGUUUGGACACAUCUCACCACUCACCCGAAAGGUGUUUGUUUCCUUUGGGGAAGGGAAACUUCACCAUUGUUGCUUCGUGGAUUAACAUUAUCCAGCCAAUGCUACACAUAUGAGCACAGCCAGCCUCAGCGGCUUCCAGGAGUCCUGCAGGGUGGCCGAGGUGGACAGCUCUCCUCCCAAGGACAUGGCUGAAUGUACAACUGCUCCUAUGAAUGUCACUGUAGCCAAACUCUUUACCAAGUCUACUGCUCACUGUUAAAGACUUUGAGACCACUGCAUGGUUCUCAAUGGUGUCUAACUGAUGCCUUAAAGCAAACAAAUGAAAGAAGCCCAACUAAGGGAUGGGGCCUGGAGGAAGCAAAGUAUGGAGAUAAAGCUGGAUGCAACAUCCUGAACCCUCUGUUUCCAUAGUUGACUGGUCCCACCUCAUUCACUGAGAUCCCAACUGACCACUGCUGUGGGGAGUGCCCAGACAGGUGGAUGGGUUGAAUGAACUGAUUUGCAUUUGCACCAUUGCUCUCCAAGGUUCAGCGGCUGUCUGCUAUCUGCAUGUAGUUCUGGUUCACAGUUUGACUGGGAUCAGAUCAGCCAGAUUGCUGUUUCCCUCUCUGCAAAGCAGAUUCUGGGCUUAUGGAAAGGUCUUGGUUCUUAAAGAACAGUUCAGCCUCAAGAAGAGUUUCCUGGCAUUACUUGCUUUAUUUUCUGCCUCUUUUAUUUGAAUGCAUUUUUGGAAAAUGUUACUGACUCGACAGCCCUUUAUUUUUACGCUUUCCUGGUAUUCCCAAUCCCAUCUGCACUUAAAGCAGCAAAAGGGUACAAUUAUUUUUUUAAUUGUCAAUGAGACAAUGUUCUGGAAGGUGUUCUCUACAGAUGUGUGGGAGUGCAUGCAUGUGUGAGAUACUGUAUGUACAGUGAAAAGAGCAUGGAAGGGACCAUUUGCAAUUAGCAACUUCCUGGCAAUUAAGCAGCCACUUUAAUUAACUAAAGAUUGGAUAAAUUAGAAUUGUAGUCACAAUUACUCACCUGUGGUUCUAGACCCACUUGUGCCAUGGAACCUCUUGGUUAGUGACUUUGGAUAUGUUUUUAGCGUGUAUGCCCUAAAGUGUGUGGAUGAGUCUUGAACGAAGAGAUAUUGUCAGGUGCUCUCUACAUUAUAGAGGAAUGAGUCACCUCAACAGUGUUCAAAUUUGGCAUUGGAAAUAUGGUAUUAACUGAAAACCUUUUUCUAAUUUAUUCCUUUAUCCUUUUUCCCUUACUCCUUCGCCUUUCCUACUUACAGUGCUUAGAUUUCACUUGUGAUGGUUUUUGUUGGCUUAAAUUUUUAAAAGUGGGUAGAGAUUCUUUGUUCUCCUCUUUUUUGGGGAGAGGCAAAAGAAGAGUCGGAGGAGAGAUGAGGACUUCCCAACUUAAGAGAGUUUUUAUUGCGAUCUUUUUUCUCCUGGACAGGUGCCCAUCAUGUUUUAUAAGCCCACUUACAGUGCCUGAAGUUGGAUACCAGAAAUUACCAGCUGAUUCUGAAAAAAAUCUAGGCUGCUUCUCCCCAGCCUCUCUCCAAAGACACACUCUGGAAUUUCAGGCUGUGGUGAUUUCUUUUCUUUUUGGCUUUUAGGACAGACUUUAAAUCUACUUUUAGUUCCCAUCUCACUUGCCAAGCCUUUGACACAGUCACAGCUGAGCGGCUUUCCCAUUCCUGUAUAUUGUGGAGGACACCCUGUAAUGACUCUUGGUGAACAUGGCAAGCAUGGCAAUAGGGCUGCCAUAAAUAGGUCUCCUUGGUUCAGAAAAACUCAGACAACUCAGAAUUCAGAAAUCUGCUUGGUUCAGAAAACUAUGAAAUCACUGGUUUGCUCUUUUUCUUGUGUGUGUGUGUGUGUGUGUGUGUGUGUGCGUGCGCGUGUGUGUGCUUGCAUGCCUGAGAGAUGUCCAUCCUUUUCUUCCCAGGAUUUUAGUCUUCUACUGGAUUGGUAUCAACCAGUAUAUUCAAGGUGCCCCUGGCUCUAGGGUCCUCUUGGAAGGAGGAUCAGCCUAAUAGUCAUGGACCUGUCAGCAGUGAAUGGUGCUGGCUACUGGGACUUGGCCUGACAUGCUGGGGCUUCUACUGGGGCCUCUGCAUAAGGCAAGGGGAUGGAAUAAGGAGAGCAUAGAUCAGCCACCUCGCUGAUGGCAGCACCAUGCAAUAAGCAGGGGCAGUGCAGGGGCCAGAAGGGAACUGCUGAGGAGAGAAACAGGACUGAGCUGAAACAAGGAAUGAGGUUUUGGAGCAGUGGCUCAACUUCUUACCAGCUGCUGCUACUGCUGCUGCAGCAUGAGCAGUGUUACUGCCUUAGAGAGGUGACAGGCAGGCAAAAGCGGAGGAGAGCAGUGUAACUGGCUGAGGAGCACAUUUGUGCUGUGUCUCCUUGGCCCCACUUGUAAUCUUAGACAACUUUAUAAGUGGUGUGCAAUGCUGUUCUGCCUCUCGAGGGAGCACAUAAACAGGCAGUGUGACUUCUGUUGCCCACUGGUUGGGUCCUGAGCAAUAUCCACCACUGAGCCUGUUCUGCAGAAGCUUGGGGAGGAGGGAUCCUUUUGUGGCUCUGAUGUACUAACUAUGCAGGUGCUUAUUGCUUUCCUGUAAUGGAAAAAAAGGAAAGAAAAGGGGAAAUAGAUCCCCAGCAGCUUGUGGGGGUCCAGAGCACCCCAAACUACACUGUGUGGACACAAGGUGUCAGCAUCUGCCCUGGGAGGAGAUCCCAGGGAUGAAACUGUUUCUGGUGCUGCAAAUCCCUUGCUGAGGCAGUGGCCUUGGAGAGGGGUAUGCGUCUGUGUGUGUCUGUGUGUGUGUAGUACCCUGUCUGAGGAGGGGAAGAGAACUGUCAAUGAUCUGUGGUUUCUCAGCUGGUUUUAGUUAGUGGUGUCUUGCCCAAAAUACCAGUUGUGCGAUUUUCUGUGUGAGCUGUUUCCAGCUGAGGAGCAUUCCUAAGCAGGUGAUGGCUCCUGGCUGUGUGUGUUGCCGUGUUUCACACAGGGAUCCUGCUGUCAGUCUGCAGUGAGAUGGCAAGGGUAAGCAGGAGCUCUUGCCCUGUCCUGGGGGAGAUGUUCACUUGGCCUUGCUGCUAGGCAGACCUGGUCUACUCCAUGUCAAACUGUCGUCGUUUUGAUUUCUCUGUAAGUUAUCUGACUUAUUUAUGUGGAACUCUGUUUCUCUGAAUUUUUGCACUAUGUGGGAUUGGGGAGGGGAUACAAGCAAUACAAGCCAAUGUGUACAAUAAAGACGUUUUCUUGAAUCCUU